Phaeoacremonium minimum UCRPA7 is the source of this 1539-nucleotide messenger RNA. Its product is annotated as putative alcohol oxidase protein. The transcript is spliced from 6 exons. Gene Ontology annotation, molecular function: flavin adenine dinucleotide binding; oxidoreductase activity, acting on CH-OH group of donors. The coding region runs from base 1 to 1539 and encodes 512 amino acids. The record is from RefSeq and is a predicted model, not a curated record. NCBI's taxonomy places the organism in Eukaryota, Fungi, Ascomycota, Sordariomycetes, Togniniales, Togniniaceae.
AUGCUGUUGACACGGGGCCCGCCCGCCGGUUACAACGAGUGGGCAGAAGAUAUGGGUCUUGAUGAAUGGAGCUGGAAGCAUGUUGAACCAUAUUUCAAGCGUAUGGAGAACUGCAAGGCGCAUCCUGGCAAGGAUUAUCGUGGCUAUGACGGACCAUUAUUAGUCAGACAAUUUCCGCUGCCAUUUGGUGUCUAUCCUUAUUUGGAGAAGGCUUGCGAGGCUCUAGGGCUUCCGAUUCGUGAUGACAACAACGAUCCAGAUGGCCCAGUUCAGGGAUAUUUUAAGCUCGACGCCACAGUUGAUGAGCGCGGAGAGCGUCUUUCCGCAUAUCACGCGUAUUUGAACAAGCGUAUAGCCCUCGAACGACAAGCAAAUUUGACCAUUUGCACUGGUGUUGUGGGCUCAAAACUGGAGGUAAAUGGCAAGACUCGCCAAGUCACUGGAGUGUACCUCAGGUCUAUCGACCCAAACAAUACCAAAAAAUACCUGGUCAAGGCUCGUCGUGAAGUCAUCAUAAGCAAUGGCACUCUGCGGUCACCUCAGAUGCUACUUUUGAGUGGAAUUGGCCCCAAAGAGUAUAUCAAAUCUCAGGGUAUCACCCCCAUUCACGAUCUUCCAGCCGUAGGCAAGCACCUUGAAGAUCAUUAUGCAGUGCCUGUCAUGCUGGAGCUCCCCAUGCAAGACACCAUCCAUCAAUUGUCUACCGGCCUCAUUGCCUUAUGGCAUAUAAUUUUAUAUUUCGUUUUCGGCCGCGGACUGAUGAGCGCUCCAUCUACGCAAACCACGGCUUUUGGCCUUGACACGAUGGACAGCUUUCAAAAGCGCAACAUUCCCGAUGUCGAGAUCAUGAUCAACCCUAUCAACUCCAUUCAGAAGGAUCUGCCUGGUCGAUCUCUAUUCACCUUUCAUACGGCCCUUAUGCAGCCAUUGUCCCGGGGUCGUGUCGAGCUUGCCUCUAUAGACCCUCUUGUUCAGCCUCGUGUUUACUACCCCUUCUUAACAAACGAACAAGAUCUUGUGCCUCUACGUGCUGGCAUUCGCUUCUCCAUGCGGAUGGGCGAGGGUAUUAGCAAAACUGGCUAUCCCCACCCUGCGCCACUUGUCUUCGGUCCUGGUAUGGAUCAAGCUACAUUUGGCCGGUUCAUGGAAGAAAUCCCCGACCCCGUUGCGGCAGAAAGCACUUCGCUGAAAGAAAUGUUCGGAUCUACACCGGCUGUUCUGAAGGAGCUCAAGUUCAACCCGGUGAAUAAAAGCUGGCGUGAUGUGACCGAUGAAGAGAUCGAUGCUUACGCCCGUCACGCAGCCGUCGCUGCACUUCACUACUCAAGCUCCUGCCGCAUGUCUCAGACUCCCAAAGAUGGUGUCGUCGAUCAGCGUCUGCGAGUCCAUGGCCUCAAGGGUUUGCGAAUCGCGGACGCGAGUGUGUUUCCAAAAUGUCCAGCUGCACACACCAUGGCUCCAACCAUAAUGGCCGAGGAAAUGGAGAGCCUGGUGGACUCCGGUCGAGAGAAGCUUCAGAAUUCAUCAACGAUCUAUUAG